UCCCAAAACCCUCGAAAAAAUCGUUUUCUUCUUCCCUCUCACCAGCAGCUGCUUUGGCUUGUCAAAUCGCCCGGGAGAAAACUCUAGCAAUACAUCUCAUUCUCCAAUAUGAACUGCUCAAUUUCCGGCGAGGUGCCGGAGGAGCCAGUGGUCUCGAAGAAGUCCGGACUCCUUUACGAGAAGCGUUUAAUCGAGCGACACAUCUCUGAUUAUGGGAAGUGUCCGGUUACUGGGGAACCUCUAACAAUGGAUGACAUUGUUCCAAUUAAGACCGGAAAGAUAGUGAAGCCUCGACCUGUACAAGCAGCUAGUAUACCUGGAAUGCUGGGAAUGUUUCAGAUUGAAUGGGAUAGUUUGAUGCUGUCAAAUUUUGCUUUGGAGCAACAAUUACAUACAGCGAGGCAAGAGCUGAGUCAUGCUUUGUACCAGCAUGAUGCAGCCUGUCGUGUUAUUGCAAGGUUGAAAAAGGAAAGGGAUGAAGCAAGGGCAAUACUGGCUCAGGCUGAAAGACAAAUGCCUGCUGCAGCAGCACCAGUACCAGCAGCAGCAGCUAAUGCUGCUGCUUUAAGCAAUGGCAAAAGAGCUGCUGAGGAUGAUGAGAUUGGUCCUGAUGGGAAGAGGAUUCGACCAGGAAUCUCAGCCAAUAUCAUUUCAGAGCUCACAAACUGUAAUGCUGCACUUUCACAGCAAAGGAAAAAGAGACAGAUACCUCCAACGUUGGCUCCCAUUGAUGCUGUGGAGAGAUACACACAGCUCAAUAGUUAUCCACUUCACAAAACCAACAAACCUGGUAUAUUAUCUUUGGACGUGCAGUAUUCAAAGGAUAUAAUUGCAACCGGUGGAGUGGAUACAAAUGUCGUCGUUUUUGGUCGAUCUUCAGGAGAGAUUUUAUCUACACUGAGUGGUCAUUCGAGGAAGGUAACAAGUGUUAAAUUUGUUGCGGAUGGGGAACUGUUGCUUUCUGGAUCAGCUGAUAAGACUGUUCGAUUGUGGCAAGGAUCAGAAGAUGGCAACUAUGAAUGUAGGCACAUCAUGAAGGACCAUGAUGCAGAGGUGCAAGCAGUAACCGUUCAUGCAACCAAUAACUACUUCGUUACAGCUUCCCUUGACAACACGUGGUGCUUUUAUGAUCUUGCUUCUGGUCUAUGCCUCACUCAGGUUUCCAAUGGUUCAACAAAUGAUGGUUUCACGUCUGCAGCUUUUCAUCCUGAUGGUCUUAUCCUUGGAACUGGCACUUCCGAUGCUUGGGUUAAGAUUUGGGAUGUUAAAAGCCAGACAAAUGUUGCCAAUUUUGAUGAUCAUCGUCAUGGACCAGUUACUGGACCAGUUACAGCAAUGUCAUUUUCUGAGAAUGGUUACUUCCUAGCGACUGCUGCCCAUGAUGGUGUCAGAAUUUUUGAUCUGCGUAAACUGAAAAAUUUCAGAACUUUUUCCCCUUAUGAUGAAAAUACAUCGACACAAUGUGUGGAAUUUGACCAUACUGGAAGCUACCUCGCACUUGGUGGUGCAGAUAUAAGAGUGUUCCAAGUUGCCAAUGUGAAAGCGGAAUGGAAUUUGGUCAAAACAUUCCCAGACUUGUCAGGCACUGGUAAAGCAACAUGUGUGAAAUUUGGCCCAGAUGCUAAAUACUUGGCUGUUGGAUCAAUGGAUCGAAAUUUAAGAAUUUUUGGCCUGCCAGAGGAGGAUGGUCCUUCAGAGUCUUGAUCUCCAUCCCAAUGCAUUCAAUGCUCAAAUAUUUGUGUGAUUCUGUGCGGCUUCUUUAUUGAUUAUCCAGGGUGGCUGUAUCCAAUGGGGCUAUAGAGGCGGACAUUUGAACUAGUUCCUAACGGAGCAUAUAACCUCCUGGGUUUUGCCUCGGUUCACAGAAUCAGAGAGAAAUGAAGCGGACCAUCUUGAGAUUCUUGACAACCUGGUGUACUAAGCAGAGUCCACGAGUGUAAUGGAAUUCUAUUCAGCACUCAAUAGUCGGUAUUGAUUUUGUAGCAUUGUACCAUUACUAAGAUUAAUUUUUUUUCAGGAAAACAAGAAAGAGAGAAGAUAAUUUAGUGCUUGUGCUGUUAGUGGAGCGGAUGAGAUUUCAUCAAUCUGUUUUUCCAUUGCAAAUGUGCUGCAAUUCUUUAGCUUAUGUGAUUGUCCGGAGCUCUGUUGUGGAAACAUCACAAAUUUCUAACCGAAGAAUUUGGCAGCCGUCUCUUUUUCUUUUU
Messenger RNA from Coffea arabica (coffee), 2204 nucleotides. Its product is annotated as pre-mRNA-processing factor 19 homolog 1-like. Gene Ontology annotation, molecular function: ubiquitin protein ligase activity; protein binding. NCBI's taxonomy places the organism in Eukaryota, Viridiplantae, Streptophyta, Magnoliopsida, Gentianales, Rubiaceae. The record is from RefSeq and is a predicted model, not a curated record. Gene Ontology annotation, biological process: DNA repair; protein ubiquitination; mRNA splicing, via spliceosome. Gene Ontology annotation, cellular component: U2-type catalytic step 1 spliceosome; cytoplasm; Prp19 complex.